Messenger RNA from Vitis riparia (riverbank grape), 719 nucleotides. Its product is annotated as protein EARLY RESPONSIVE TO DEHYDRATION 15-like. The record is from RefSeq and is a predicted model, not a curated record. Bases 16 to 525 code for a protein of 169 amino acids. The transcript has 2 exons. NCBI's taxonomy places the organism in Eukaryota, Viridiplantae, Streptophyta, Magnoliopsida, Vitales, Vitaceae.
UCUAUAUAAACGGCGAUGGGAGAACGUAUUUGCAGUGUCAUUUUCGUUAUCACAACCAGCUCAGACUUCUGUCUUGAGAUAUUUUUUCAGCUUCUUAGCGAAAUGGCUAUGGAGGUAAUUUCACGUACACCACCGUCAUCGUCGACGUUGAAUCCGAACGCACCUUUGUUCGUUCCGUUGGCAUAUCGGACGGUGGAGGACUUUUCCGACCAAUGGUGGGCCCUGGUACAGUCCUCUCCCUGGUUUCGCGAUUAUUGGCUUCAAGAAUGCUUCCAAGAUCCCGAAACUGACCCUUACUGUUACGAUAUUGACGAUCCUGCCCUCCCCGACAUCGACGCUCUCUUCGACGACUGCACCGGAAGCAAAGCGGAGGAGGAGAAGGAGCAUCAGAGGGAGUUGGUGUCGCUGGGGGCGUUGAAGUGGCGGAAGACUCGAGAUCCGGUGGUGACGCCUAGGCACUUCGAGAAGGCUCCGAAGAUUGUGAACGUGAAGGUGAGUCCGAGGCCGAUUCAGCAGCCGCGGUAGAGCGACUCCGAUGCUUGUGGCGUCAAUGAGUUCGAGGCCGGCGAGCUAGGGUUUCCUGGUAGUUUGAGUUUAUUUGUGCUUUUUUUUCCCUCUUUGAAUGUGUACAGAGAGAUCACUCUAACUCGAUGCAUAGAUCUUCAAAAUCGCGGUCAUGUUCUGUGUAUGUGUCUCUAAUAAAUAAAAUUUGUUCAAAA